GGACUGCCCUCGCGGUAAUGAGUGGAGUCAGGUAACCAACCACCGGUCAGACCCUCUCCAUUCACCGACGGCUGCAUAAACGCAGGGAGGCGACCCGAGCUUCUCCGUCACACUAUCAUAUCUGUGCUUUCCCUCGUUGACGGAGUCGAUGCCGCGACUUUCUUCCCCUCCUCUUUCUCUCUCCGCGCGCGCGCGCGCGUGUGUGUAGUCUGUUUAAUAGUAGACCAGUAAUAGUUUGGUGAACUCGAGGACGUGUCUGCCGGUGUUCAUGUGACGAGUUUCGUGCUUCGUGAAGCUGCUUCAGCACAGAGGAACAAUUCAGGUGUACAGCUCCACGAGUUCAGACGCUAGAGUCGUCCUCUGCCUCGGUUUUCUGGGUUUUCUGGAUCUACUUUUCCCCUUCUCCCCUUUAACAUUGGACUUGGAACAUUUCACGAGGCCGAGCUUGAACAGGUUCCAGGAUGGAUGAGGCUGAGAAGUACCAACUGCGAGUGGAGGCCAUUGCUGAAAAGCGUCGGCAGCAGGAUGAGCAGGAAAAAGUCAGGAGAGAGAUGGAGGAGGAGAAGCUCAGACUGCAGCAGCUCAAGAGGAAAUCGUUAAGGGACCAGUGGCUGAUGGAAGGAGCUCCCCUGUCCCCGACGUCUCUUGCUGCCCAGAGCCCUCACUCGCCUCUGUGGGGCUCCCAGGCCCAGGAGAUGGAAAAGCACAUUGACAAGUUGCAGGCAGAGAGUCAGCGGUUGGCGGAUGAGAGCGAGAAGGAGUUGCUGGAGGAUGGACAAGCACAAACUUUUCAUUCCUCUCCUGUCCCUUUUACCCAGCAGCAGGCAGUGAAGGUGUCAGACGCGGGAGCAGGAACGAUCCAAGAUGUUGUGCAGAACGGAGAAACAAAGGCAACGGCAACAAUAGAAACAAGUGAUGCGGAAGUAAAUAUAACCCAAAGCCCUCUACUGGACGGAACUGCGGUUGUGUUAACUAACGGUGGAGGAGCAGCAUUUAAAGAUGAUAAUCACGAGGCCAAGGAACCCUUCAGCGUUUCGGAAGGAGUCCUUUCCAUGAGGGUGGAACCUGGGUUGAGUCUCGCUGUCCCUGAGGCAGAGCCUGGACAUGUUCCAGAGGUCAACUUGAAUGGGGGCGAAGACGAAGGAACGUUGGUGAUGAGAGCAGAGUGUGUGAUUGUCACAGAUGAAGCUGAUGAUGCGCCUGAGGAUAAUGCUAAUACACCCGAGGCAGACGAGCAGGAGUCUGUGCAGGAAAUGCCCCUGCCACAUCAAGGAGUGAGCAAAGAUCACAGGGAAAUUGUGGAGGAGGUAAUAAAAACAGAAACGGCUCCAGAAACGUUUACACAGCCAGAUCGGAGCACAGCGCCUGAAUCCGCUCCAGAGGCACAACUAGAUACUGGAGCUGGAGAUGUGGAGGGUGACAUCGAGACAAACGAAAGCGCUGAAGCUGAAGCACAGGGAACACAACUGCAACUGCAGCCUCCGGCCACGGCUCUAGAGGGCACUGCAAUGGCUUCAGUGCCGGUUUACUCUGAGACGCAGCCCUCCGCUGUCACACCCAUAGCUGAAGUUGAAGCUGUAAUGUCACCAGAGGGAGCCCAAGAUCCUGUGACCGUGUCUGACCAGUUUCAGGAGGUGCCCCUGGCCGAUCCCCACGAGAACCAGAGGACAGAGGCAGUGCUGGCAGAGCAGGAGCCUCUUCUGUCUCAGGUCAAAGCCCCUAGUGUCAGAGCAGAAGCAGCAGCAGCAGCAGCAGAAGUAAACAGCCCGGUCAAUACAGACACACACAGCCCAGUGAGGGCUCGUCAGGGAGAGGAGACUGAAGCACCCAAACGCAAAACCUGCCAGUGCUGCUCUGUCAUGUAAAUGUCCUCUCUGUACAUUCAUUUCCUCUCUCCCUCUUCAGUCUGCAAUAUCCCUUACACUGACCUCCUGAUGUUCGAGACAGAACACACUCCCCCCCCCCCCGUCUUUUUAUUUAAUGCACCCACUUUUUAAUCACUAUGGCCACAAGCUAUUUCCCUUCCCUCGACCACCCUCAGCCAACAGUCUUUGUAUUCAUCCUGAAACUUCCUCAUCCCACUCGUGAGCUUUGAUAAUCCAAGAGGAAGUAAGCUCUCUUCUGCAUGAAGCGUGGAGAAAAUGACAUGGACUUAUCAGUUUUGGUUGUUGUUUUUUUUUAAGUGCCUUGAGGAGCUCGCGAACCCAGGACUGCAUUUUAAAUUUGUUGUCACGCGCAUGAUGUUUGAAUUUGAUUACAUUUGGAUCACAUAGGAGAUGAGCCAGCCAAGCUACGUAGGAUCAUAAAAUGUAGAUGCAGUGAGGCAUAAUAACAGAUAGCGUUUAUUUUUUUAACUCUUGUGUCUACAUGUACACGUCCAAAGACGUGGGGAGGUUCUGAGAGGAUCUUCUUCUAAUUGAAUUACUUUAAAGCUGAAUUAUUUUAUUGAUUUUCUUUUAUUAGAUACUUUUUAAUCCAAGUAUUGGAUCUGAACAUUUGUAUUCACUUUGUAAUAUAGAUUCAUACAUUUGUCAAAUUUAUAACACUGAAUAUGUGUGGGCUACUGUCAGUUUUAAAAGAGAAAAGUGAUUUUUUAUAUAUAUAUAUAUAUAUAUAUAUAUAUAUAUAUAUAUAUAUAUAUAUAUAUGCGCGCACCAUAAGAUUUUGAAUAGUUGGGUCCAAGCUCUCUGAAACGUCUCCCUGCAUGGAUGUGUAGACUGUAUACAGAGUGUCUGCUUCAUGAAUGGUGUGAUGAUUAAACUGACAUAACAAUGAGUGACAAACUGGAUGUUCAUCUAACACUAUCUAUUCAUAAAAACAGUGACUUUUUUUCACAGUAUUGCCUCUUCCUGAAUCCAGGGAUAUGAAAGGCUCCCAGUUUCAACUUCGAAUUCAUCAUCCAAUUUCACAAAAGAAGCUAGAGGAGCGUUGUUCUCCGACUUUGUGAGCUGAAGAUUUAGUGAAUUAUCCUUCCUUCAGUGUACCAGUUUAAAAAAAAAAAAUAAAACACUUGUAUACAUAACUGCAGUAUGAAUGGAUACAAUAUACACACAAUUCUGCUUAAAUUGUGGCGAAUAUUCCCCUGAAAGGAAGAAGGAAGAUCCAAGUGAGUGAUUGUGCAGACGGAGCAGGAUCACAGGCUGAGCUCACGAGAGGAUGUGCCCGUUGUUGCCUCUAACAAUCCUUCCACUGAGAUUAUGACACUUGUCAAAGCUGCCUGAAGUCUGUCAUCUCUCCCUCUGAAAACUGUAGUCACCACUCAAGAGUCAGAGCAGAGCCUGGUACGGGGAAAAUAGUUCCAGCGGGGUCUUGGGAUUUUGUUAAAUAAUCACGUGUGUCUCCCUAUAAUACAUAAAGUGGAGGGAUAGUCAUUAAACUGCCCUCAUAAAAAGAUUAGUGAGGGUUAAAAUGCACAGUGGAGUACACACGCUGCUGAGUCGUCGCACAUUUUCACAUCAUUAAAACUGCACUCCGCAGAGAGAUCUCCAUCUUUAAUCUUUUUAAAAUCAAUACAACGGACGAACACGAACAAUGUCUUUACAGUCGUAACUGUAUUUGUGUAAGUGUCUAUUUGCGCAUGAAGCCAUCGAUUAAACUUAAGAUCAACUAUUACUAUUAUUUUACUUUCAGACGACAGUAAUUGUCCUUUGCUGAUUUAAUAUUCCAAUAAUUUAGCCGGUUAUUAUGGUACUACUGCUGCUUUCUGAUACAAAACUUCCCAGUGGAAACCAAAACAAAUUGUGUGAGAUGAGGUUAACAAGUUCCAGUGAAAUUAACAGGCACAUACUCGGUGCAUGUGCCAUUGAUCUCUUCUGCUUGGUGUCCCUGAACCACCCAGCUGCUGCCUCUAAAAGUUAUAGGUGGAUUAAAAGGAGAUGAAGGGGUUAAUCGCUCAGGUUGAGGGUCUCAGCAUGCCGUGACAUUUUCUGAUGGAUCCUACAGAGGGGCUUCAUCCAGACCAAACCACUGAAGCAGCUCAAACUUUGGCUCCACGGUGUUCCUCAAUUCCAUCUUUCACUUGAAACCAGAGCAGGGAGGUCCCCAUGUCAGCAAAUGAAUGAUUUAUUAAGGGUUAAACCCAGUAAAGAGGUCAAAAUGAAUUAAUUAUUAAGAUACUGUGUUAAAGUCCAAAAGACCAUUGGUAUUCUGGGUAAAAAAAACAACCAGAUUUUAAAAGAACUAAUAUUACAACUGUGGGCUUUUUGUUUAUUUAACUGUGACAUUAUUUGACUACCCAUGGGCCCACUCUAUUUCCCGGACAGAGUGCAUUAUAUGGGAGGUCUCGUCCGUACUAAUCAAUAUUGCGAAAAUACAGGCCUCUAUAAAACCAGAAAACUGCUCGACACACUGACCAGGAGACAUCUCUAUGCAACUGAACUGUGAUCCAAAUAAUCCGACAACAGACGGUGAUGGAAAUGUUCGCUGUAUUUGUUGCGGUUCUCUGUUUGGUGUCCGUGAGCCAUUCGUCUCCUCUGGCCUGUGAAGAUUUACUCCGGCCUUCAGAUCAACUGGAUUCUCAUCAUUUAGAGGGAAGAUGGAACUUGGUUGCAGGCAGUCUGAAAAACCCUGCUGAUGCUCAAGUCUUAAAAGGACAAGACAGUGUAACUAUUGAUUACAGCAACUCCUCUUACUACCACACCCACCGUAAUGGCAUGAACUGCACAGUUGAACACCAUGAAAUCACAUUGGACGGCCACAUUUUUAACAUGCCAGGACAGAGUUGGAACUUCACUGGGACCCUAUUCAGUACCUGUCCAGACUGCCUGGUGGUUGGUGUCAAUAUGGAGACGGCCACACACAAGAGUUUGAACAUUUACCUGUUCAGCAGGAGGAGGGAGGUGACGCAGAAGGAGAUGGAGGACUUCACAGCUCAAGUAGAUUGUCUGAAAUUACCUCCACCUGUUGUGAUGGAUCCUAACAAGGGGACCUGUCCAGAAAAGAGAGCCAUUGAGAAAACAGAGGAAGAAAUAAACUGACCAUCAAGUUUUACAUAGAAUACACCAGAGCAGAGGGAAGAGAGGCAUACGGUGAUAUCUGGUGUGUCAUGGUGUGAAUAAAUAUUCAUUUGUACCAGUUCUAAUAAAUAUUUAAUCAGAACUUGAA
This is a messenger RNA of Solea solea (common sole), 5103 nucleotides long. RefSeq names its product paralemmin 3 (gene palm3). The record is from RefSeq and is a predicted model, not a curated record. Gene Ontology annotation, cellular component: membrane. The transcript is spliced from 8 exons. NCBI's taxonomy places the organism in Eukaryota, Metazoa, Chordata, Actinopteri, Pleuronectiformes, Soleidae. Gene Ontology annotation, biological process: regulation of cell shape. The coding region runs from base 462 to 1865 and encodes 467 amino acids.